Messenger RNA from Fraxinus pennsylvanica, 918 nucleotides. The record is from the annotation of a GenBank genome assembly. Lineage: Eukaryota; Viridiplantae; Streptophyta; Magnoliopsida; Lamiales; Oleaceae.
AUGAGUACCAGAUAUUCAUCUUCUCUCAAAUUCUUGUUCCUAUCGAUACUUGUGGUGAAUUUCUCUCUUUCCGUUUCGAAAUCGUUCGCUUUCCAAUCGGAUGAGCUUCUUGCGGAUGACGAAGAAUUCGGAAUCGAAGGUGGCCGAUCCGCUGACCCAGCCGUCCUGACCCGAACUAUUUCUUCACCUCCGGCGAUCCGGAAGCGUUCAUCGGAUUUGGGUUCUGAUACGGACUCCAAAAUCCAAUUUUCCCUUGAACACGCUUUCGGCGACUCCGAUUUCUCGUCCGCCGGUACUUUCUCUGCUCGCCUCAAAACGUGGUCUCAUGGUGGUCAGACACUUACAAAGCUUCGGUUCUCGAGGAAUGGCCUUAGUGAGACAGAGAAGGAGAAUUUAAAAAAACUAUUGGAAGGUGACGACUUCUAUAGAAUAAGAGUACCAUCCAACGUGUUUACUCCACCUGGCAGAGAGUACAUUGUCUCAUCAGUGAAGGCAAGAUGUCUUCCACGGGAUGGUCUGGAUGAGCAUUUCAUGAUACACAUGGAAGGUGUGAAUAUUUUGGCUAUUAACUAUGGUUCUCCAGGAUCAUGCCCGUAUCCACGACAAUUGAAAAUUCCUGCGAAGUGGUCUUUUAAGUCCCAUACAGUCUUGAAGAACGGUGAACAGGCCCCAAGAACUCCAGUAUUUACUGAAGAAGUAGUUGGGGAGAAUGGAGAGGGUGAAGUGCCGCCUCCCGAGAGGCCCUUCUGGGCUAAAUAUUGGAUGUACUUGAUCCCUCUUGGGCUUAUUGUCAUGAAUGCCAUCACCCAAGCCAUGAACAUGGCUGAAGAACAGGGUAAUGGGCAACCUGGCACUCAAACGCAGCAGGCAGUGGCAGGAGCUCAACGUGGUCAGCCUACUGCAGUGCGAAGAAGAUAA